Messenger RNA from Funneliformis geosporum, 270 nucleotides. The record is from the annotation of a GenBank genome assembly. NCBI's taxonomy places the organism in Eukaryota, Fungi, Glomeromycota, Glomeromycetes, Glomerales, Glomeraceae.
AUGGCCGAAGUACAACUAUUGGUCACAAUUGGGGUUCUUGGUAUUGUGCUUGCUUCAACUUACAAGAAAAUACCGUCAUGCUGGGACCUUACCGAUGUAGAUGAUAUGUACAAGCAGGCAUUAAUGGAGGGAAUUUUCCACGACGUCCAUGAGGCGAAGGUUUAUGCGAGAUAUAUGAACUUUGUUUAUUUUUUUGGAGCAAAGGUUCUGGGGGGUGGAGAUUCGAAUUUAACCUCUCCUGCUUUGGUCUUAGUCCCCCUUUUACAGUGA